AUGGGAGCGGGGUGGUUGCUUUCCCAUUCUUGUUAUUUUCCUGGGGGGUGUGGUUCCUCUCCUCCCAUGGGUGGUGCUGGGAGCCAGGAGCUCAGUGGGCAGCACAGCCCCAGGAUCCGGGCAGGCGGCCUCAGCCUCUUGAGGAAGAAGCCACCGAAGUAUCUGAGGAAGGCACUGGGACCAAGAGUGGAAGAGUGUGUGCCCACAUCCGGGAUCACACAGGCUCCAGGUGUUUUCACUGUAGCCCUGGAUCCCUGCUCUGAGGCCGUCUCAUCUGCCCUGAUGAGACUUUGGGAAAAGGAGCGGGCAGGGGACUUCCCUGGCCAUCCAGUGGUUAAGACUUAG
This is a messenger RNA of Rangifer tarandus platyrhynchus (Svalbard reindeer), 345 nucleotides long. The record is from the annotation of a GenBank genome assembly. NCBI's taxonomy places the organism in Eukaryota, Metazoa, Chordata, Mammalia, Artiodactyla, Cervidae.